UCAUCAUGUGAUUAUUAUCGAAAAAAUUUUAUGAUCACGUAAAAAAAUUGUCUACAACUCACACACACACAUAUGAUGAAAUAAGAAAUUAUGCUGUUGUCGAUCAAAUCAAUCGAUUUAUCUCUUUGAUUAUACACACACACACACACUGAAAAACUCACUUUAUAUAUCGGUGACAAUUAUUAUUAAGUUAAUCACUCAUCAUCAUCAUCAUCACAAUAUGACUGUAAAUUUUUUUUUUCUUUAAACUAAUUUUCUCUUCUAAUGGACCUAUUUAAUUGUGCAUAUCAUAUUCAAUUCAAUUGAUUUAUUGAUUGAUUUGAUUAAUUAAUUGGGUCAGCAUUGAUUGAUUGAGCAUCGAUCCAAAAAAAAAAAAAUUUAAUCCCAUUGUCAUUUGAAUCUUAUACCUGUGCAUAUAUAUAUUAUCAUCACUGUCAAUCCACAACAAAUUAGCUAAUCAAAAUAAAAUAUAAACAAUGUCCAUUUGUCAUUGUGAUAAAAGUGGUGAAUUAAUUUGGACAACAAAUAAUUGCCAUCUAUUUAAAUAUAGAAAUCGAAUCGAUACAAAACCAGUGCAAUUGAAUGUAACCAAUAUAGGCAUACAUUUAAUAAGAUCAUCAUCAUCUGAACAUUGUUCAUCAAAUUCAACAACACCAUCAUCGAAAUUUAAUCAAUGUUAUCAUUUUGAUCAAAUUGCUCGAUGUACAUUGAUGACCAGCAACAACAACAACAACAACAAUGAUGAUGAUGAUGACAAUGAUGAUGACGAUGGUAAUAAUAUCGGUAGUCAAGGUCAAUUACAACAACGGGAACAGCAACAACAACAAAAACAAAAGCGAUCAUUAUUAUUGAUAUCAUGUUGUAGACCAUUUUCAUCUGAAUCAAAAUUAAAUUCAUCAAAUUAUAAUGUACAAUUAGAAGAUAAUCAGGUUGUACUUGAAUUCUUUGUCUUUCACCGAAAACAAUCUACCAUUGGUGGUGGUGGUGGUGGUGGUGGUAAAAUUCAACGUAAACAAGUAUUAUUAUUAAUAGCCAAAAGUAGCAAUUAUGAAGAAAAUUUAGCUGAAGCAUGUACAAUAUUGGAUAAAUUGGAUCCACUAAUCAAUAAAGGUCAUGCAAUCAAAUAUUCACAAUCGAAACCCUUAUUAAUUAUGAUGAAUCCUGCUAGUGGUGAAAGAAAAUCUGUAAAAUUGUUCAAUGACCAUGUUCAUCAAUUGUUGGAUGAUUGUAAUGUUAAAUAUCAUGUUCUAACGACUAAAUAUGCUAAUCAUGCAAUGGAUUUUAUACGACAUCAUAAUGAUCUUGUUGGAUCUUAUUCGGCUAUUGUUACUAUUUCUGGUGAUGGAUUAUUGUUCGAGGUUCUCAAUGGAUUUGUUUAUUCACUUGAACGUUCUACGACAAUGCCAAAAAAAAUUUCUCUUCCAAUUAGCAUCAUUCCCGGUGGUUCCGGUAAUGGAUUAGCCUGUUCACUUAAUAACAUUUAUACAAAUGGCGGUAGAACAAUGUUCAAUAAACUAAUUGAAUCAACAUUACAUACGAUCAAAGGUCAACCAACGCCAAUGGAUUUGGUUCGAAUUACAACAACGACAAAUCAAAUUUAUUAUUCAUUUCUAUCAUUCGGUUGGGGGUUGAUGGCCGAUAUUGAUAUUGAAUCCGAACGUCUUAGGUUUCUUGGUGAACCCAGAUUCACAAUAUGGUCGGUAUAUCGAAGUUUAGCAUUAAAACGUUAUCGUGGUAGAUUAAGCUAUUUACAUAAGGAUUCAGUUUGCCAAGAAAUUUGUCCAAUAAAUCAACCAGUUACCGAUCAAUGGACUACUAUUAAUGAUGAAUUUAUUAUUGUUUAUAGUGCCUAUCAACAAUAUCUAAGUUCAACUGUUAAAUUUUCACCAGAUUCUCAAUUAGAUGAUGAAAUCAUAUAUUUAUUAUAUAUAAAUGGUUCAGUUUCCUCUUGUCAGGUGAUUGAAUUUUUAUUGGCACUAGAAGAUGGUUCACAUACAAAAUUGCCAUUUGUACAUUUUAUUCCAUGUAAAGCAUUCCGUUUAACACCUGAAGGUCAUGAUGACAUAAUGACCAUCGAUGGUGAACAGAUACCAUGUUCAACAAUACAGGCUGAAAUUAUGCCAAAAGCUGUUUCAAUAUUGUUACGUAAUAACAAUGGUUGUUAGAAAAAAAAACAAUAAUAAUGAUGAUGAAUGAAUGAAUGAAUGAAUGAUAAUAAAUUGUUUCCAUUUUAA
Molecule: messenger RNA, 2234 nt
Organism: Dermatophagoides farinae (American house dust mite)
Lineage: Eukaryota; Metazoa; Arthropoda; Arachnida; Sarcoptiformes; Pyroglyphidae
Product: sphingosine kinase 1
Biological process (GO): sphingosine biosynthetic process; phosphorylation
Cellular component (GO): cytoplasm; membrane; intracellular membrane-bounded organelle
Source: RefSeq, a predicted model, not a curated record